Molecule: messenger RNA, 1560 nt
Organism: Penicillium argentinense
Lineage: Eukaryota; Fungi; Ascomycota; Eurotiomycetes; Eurotiales; Aspergillaceae
Exons: 1
Coding region: 1-1560 (519 amino acids)
Source: RefSeq, a predicted model, not a curated record
AUGGCAUUCCCGCCCGACAGUGGUACAGCCGGUACCGACGAAGACCAGUCGGGCUCAGACAGAUCUAGAUUUUAUUCCAGGCCCGACACCGCGCAGCACAUUAGUGACAAUCGCCACUCCGGAACACCGUCGGACGAAAACUCAAGAGCUGUAUAUAGCGACGAAGAACUUAUCUAUAACGCCACCGCCGAACCACCUCCUCCGAGCGAAGACAACCAAGUGGGCCAAGAUGCGAACCCGGUGCUGGGAGACGUACCAGCAGCUCACAUCGCCAUGUUCCUUCCAUCGGACUCAUCUCAAGACGGGAAUGCAGACACAGUACAGCAACAGGGCAGAAUGCCCAGGCAAACAAGGGACAAAGUCUGGUGGAGCAAUCUUUCUGAAUCCGCGGGCUUAUACCGACCACAGUCAAAACCAGAGGGCGGAGGGGGGCUGCCCGUUGAAACAGCCACCCAGCGCCCACGACGCAAUGCUAUUUCUCUUGAUACCUUCGAUGGCAGCUCAGCGAGCCCUCAGUGGCCAGCGAAUGUACCGGCAGUCCGAGUCCAUCGACCACCAUAUCCACCACCAGAACGUAUCCCGACUCCUCCAGGACUUCCAUCCUUCGGCACACCGGAGGCGAUGGCUGCCUCUGCUCAGUUCAUGACGGGCACGUGGUCGGGGACGAUUCGCCCAACUGAGAGUCAGCGCACAACUUCAUACGGCAGCGCCAUCAGGAGAUUCUUUGGUCUACGUUCAUCGGCUGGAACUGGAACUGAGACUGCUCCUGCGUUCCGAACUGCUCCUGGUAUCGGACGAGCUGCCGAUGGAACUAUGGUUCACGGAAGAUUUCUCUAUCGACAGAGUGGGCAUGGUACAAGUCUUGCUCGACAGCUAGAGGACCACCCCUUUCAUACAACCGAGCUUCCACUUGCCCCUGUUCAGACAAACGCAAGCGAAGGAGCGAGGACUGAGACUUCGGUUACUAGCUUCAAAAGUUGGAUGGUUCGUCCGAAGCGUCAUGGAAGACUCUAUAGACCAUCAAUUGCACGGAUAUUCGCAGAUCCUCAACACUCAACAAGUCCAGAGCCCACGCCUAGUGCGCCGCCCAGGAAUCCAGCCAGAAAUCUAGCCAGACGGGGCCAGCCACAGUCACCUACGUUGUUUCCAACCCAGGACGUGGCAUCCCGGCAUACUUCUGCAAUGCAGUAUCCUCCUCGCCCGGAGACAUUCCAGCGGCAUGGAAUAGUCAACGAAACUAUCCAAGAAGAAACAGAAGAAUCUGGAAAUCAACCGCGCAAUGUCCCCGGCGUUCUGCCUUGGGCUCGGAUUCAAAUUCCAUUUUGUUGUUGUUUGACCGGAAAUUCUCUUCACGAAAGUCACGAAGAACACCAACUGGAAGUACUCAGCUCGCGAGACACUUAUCAAACUGCUCAGAGCCACGCAUCUCCCUCUAGACCACAAACUUCAAGCAUCAACCCGGCACAACAGCCUUCAGUUCAGCAUGAAUCUUCGUGGAUGUCAUCCCUCAAUCAAAUCGUCCGCCGGGGUGCAGCUGCUUUCACUCAGCGUUUUCCUUAG